AGAUAAACACGUUCUCUGUAUUUGUGCAUUUGAAUUAGAAGGAAAAUACUGCGUUCACUAUAAUCGUUAAGUGCAUAGCUGAAAAAGGUGAAUUUAUUAGACAAAUAACACUUGUAGCGAACGGUCUUACUCAGCAGUGAAAUAAAGCAGGAUGUUUUUCGAAACUACGUACGAUAGUGAAAACAACAUUUGGAAGAGCGAUCAAUUGGAGCGGACAUUCAAUGCAAACAAGUCGAUAGGCGAUCAUGCUUUGUAUAUGUUGCGUAGCAAGCCAGCUAAUUUGGUGUGCCAGAUUUCCGACUCUGAAGGCUCUGAACUCACCUAUGGCACAGCGUGUUCGUAUGCCACUAGUGUGGCAGCACAUCUUAGCAAUGCAGGGCUAGGCUGUGAUGAUGUCGUGGGUAUUGUCUCUUAUAAUACAACACUACUAAUGCCUGUACUGGUGGGUUGUUGGAUAAAUGGAACACCCUUUAAUGCGCUACAUCCCAUACACGAAGAAGACGUAAUCAGGCAGCUUUUUGCUCUGACCAGACCAAAGAUAAUUUUUUGCGAUGGUUUGUGCUUUCAGAAGGUACAUAAUGCCACAAAGACCUUUGACGUAUCAAUAUACACUCUGUGUAAUCACUUGGCGGGUGUGUCACAGGUGCAAAAAAUACUGCAACCAGUACCGUUUGAAGAGUUUUAUCAAGCGGUGCCACUCAAAUAUGGACCCACCCAGACAAUGGCUAUUACAUCCACAUCUGGUACGACAGGGAUACCGAAAGGGGCCUGCAUAUCAAACGCCAAACUUCUGGGCGAUCUCCGUUUCUGCAACGGUGCAUCAGUAAUAUUUUCCUUCGCCUCAGCCGAUUGGGGUACUGGCGUUCUUAUGAUGAUUGUGAAUAUAUUGUGCGGUGGUAUUCGUAUCAUAACAACAACACCCUACUCACCGGAAUACCUUUUGCAAAUCAUUAGAAAGCACAAAGUUACACUUCUCAUUGGUUCGCCCAUUCAACUGGGUUUACUCUCGCAGUUACCGCAAUACACCGAGGAAGCAAUGGCUGGAGUACGUGUAAUUUUAAUGACAGGUGGCCAUGCACUGCCUUCCGUACAAUCACGUUUACGCGCCAAGCUACCGAACUGUAUACUAAUGAACUCGUACGGCACCUCCGAAAUUGGUGGUAUAUCAGUGAACUAUCUAGAUCAUAAAACUGAGAGCGUUGGGAAACUGUUUGCAGGCGUGCAGAUAAAGAUUGUCGAUGCCGGAUCAGGUCACCGAAAGAGAUUAUUGGGACCCAAUGAGAGAGGUGAGAUUUGGGUUCGCGGUUGCGAGAACUGGCGUGGCUAUUAUGGCAACCCUGUUGCGACGGCGGACACCAUGGAUGCCGAAGGUUGGAUCAAUACCGGCGACGUGGGUUACAUGGACGAUGAAUGCUAUCUAUAUUUAGUCGAUCGCAGUAAGGAAGUAUUGAAAUAUAUGAGUUUCCACUAUUCCCCGCAUGAGAUCGAAGAGACUGUGUCACUUUUACCAGAUGUGCAGGAUGUGUGCGUAUUUGGCGUUUACGAUGAGCGAGCGAUGGAUUUGGCUGCUGCUGCUGUGGUGCUACGGCCGGGUAGUGUUCUCACCGAAGCGGAUAUUGUAAAGUUUGUGGCAGAGAAGCAAGAAGUGAAGCAUAAACAUAUCAAUUAUGGCGUAUUUUUUGUAGAUGCUAUAUCAAGAAAUUCUAAUGGCAAAGUAAUGCGUGCAAAAAUGAAAGAAAUAUGUUUGAAAAUGGAGCAAGAGAUAAGGAAAUGAAAGUAAAAUUGGACAGAGAAAAAACUGUGAUUCAAAUUUUAUUGGAAUUAUGGUUAAAAAAUGUAUAUACGCACGCGCUGAAACAAUUAGAAAUAAGUUCUUAUGAAUUUUGUGUUACAAUUUCAGCUCAGUUCAAAAUGUAUCUUCAUGAGUUCUAUAGUACAUGAGUUGGUGUUAAAUAUUUAUAUAUAUUUGGUUACGAAAAAGUAAAAAGCAUACGACAAGAUAUUGAGGAUCUUCAUCUAGGAUCCUUUUCUUCCGCGAUAUUUCUUUGAUGAUCGGUAACUACAUCAUACCGACAGGACUUGAUGAGCUGUUACAAUAACAAAAUAAACAUCAACACAAUCAAAACACAAACAACAAUCGAUUCAGCAAACUGCUAAAGCCGAAGUUGGCAAACUCUGACAAUAAUUACCGCAAUGACUCGAAUUUACCGCACUCCAGCAGGGAGAAAAUAACAAAAAUUUUAAAAAUUUCUGUUGAGUUACCUCGUAAUAGCGGAGGUAGCCACAAUUAAAGAAGCAGUGGAUUGGUUGCUUACUUCGGUAAUUACCGUUAAGGAAGUAAAUAUUUACUCCGAUAGCCAAGCGGCAAUUACGGCCUUUGGCUCAUUAUUUGUGCGUUCGAGAUUGGUCGGGGGAAUGUCUGGC
Anastrepha ludens (Mexican fruit fly) is the source of this 2424-nucleotide messenger RNA. RefSeq lists its product as uncharacterized. The record is from RefSeq and is a predicted model, not a curated record. The transcript has 4 exons. Gene Ontology annotation, molecular function: long-chain fatty acid-CoA ligase activity. NCBI's taxonomy places the organism in Eukaryota, Metazoa, Arthropoda, Insecta, Diptera, Tephritidae. Gene Ontology annotation, biological process: fatty-acyl-CoA biosynthetic process; long-chain fatty acid metabolic process. Bases 152 to 1774 code for a protein of 540 amino acids.